This is a messenger RNA of Vicia villosa (hairy vetch), 1680 nucleotides long. Its product is annotated as acetylornithine aminotransferase, mitochondrial-like. Lineage: Eukaryota; Viridiplantae; Streptophyta; Magnoliopsida; Fabales; Fabaceae. Bases 103 to 1503 code for a protein of 466 amino acids. The record is from RefSeq and is a predicted model, not a curated record. The transcript has 3 exons. Gene Ontology annotation, biological process: arginine metabolic process. Gene Ontology annotation, molecular function: identical protein binding; transaminase activity; pyridoxal phosphate binding. Gene Ontology annotation, cellular component: chloroplast stroma.
GCACGUGUGUUCACAAUGAUUGAUAAAACAAAAUCAAAUCAUACAUAAACCCUAAUUCACACUCAAACACAGCAAACAAACACCACCGCAACACCCCCAACAAUGGCUCCACACACUUGUUCAAGCAACUCAUGUUUCCAAUCCUCAUUCACCUAUAAACUCAAACCCACCCAAUUCAACAACCAGCAUUUUCCCCCAAAUCUUCUUUACCGUAGAUCCCUUACACCGCCAAGCGCAUCCCUUAAAGUUGCAGCACCCAACGCAAGGGUGGAGAUGGGGAAGAAAACCAGAGAGGUGAUUGAGGAUGAAGCCAAGUUUUUAGUGGGUACUUAUGCGAGGGUGCCGGUUGUGCUUGAGAGAGGGAAAGGGUGUAGGUUGUAUGAUGUUGAGGGGAAUGAGUAUUUGGAUUUGAGUGGGGGAAUUGCUGUGAAUGCGCUUGGGCAUGGGGAUGAUGAUUGGUUGAAAGCGGUUGUUGAGCAAGCUGGUGUGUUGACUCAUACUAGCAAUAUUUAUCUCACUGUUCCUCAGGUAGAACUUGCAAAGAGUUUAGUAGCUUCUUCUUUUGCUGAUCGUGUAUUUUUCUCAAACUCUGGAACUGAAGCAAAUGAAGCAGCUAUUAAAUUUUCAAGAAAAUAUCAGAAACACAAUUCUACUGAAGGGAAAGAGCCAGCUACUGAGUUCAUAGCUUUUAGCAAUUGCUUCCAUGGAAGAACCAUGGGCUCAGUUGCUUUGACAAGUAAAGUGCAGUACAGAACACCUUUUGAACCUGUUAUGCCUGGAGUGACCUUUAUAGAGUAUGGAAAUGCACCAGCCGCUGUAGAGUUAAUUCGGCAGGGCAAAACUGCUGCUGUUUUUGUCGAGCCUAUCCAAGGAGAAGGGGGAAUAUACAGUGCUACAAAAGAAUUUCUACAGUCUCUGCGAAAUGCUUGUGAUGAAACUGGGACACUUCUUGUGUUUGAUGAGGUUCAAUGCGGUUUAGGUAGAACAGGAUUUCUUUGGGCUCAUGAGGCAUACGGAGUCUUCCCCGACAUUAUGACACUUGCCAAGCCUCUUGCUGGAGGCCUACCUAUUGGAGCCGUCCUCGUAACCGAACGAGUUGCCUCUUCUAUAAAAUACGGUGAACACGGAAGUACUUUUGCUGGAGGUCCUCUUAUAUGCAAUGCUGCUCUUGCAGUUUUGAAUAAAAUAUCAAAUCCUAAUUUCCUCUCUGAUGUAUCAAAGAAAGGACUAUACUUCAAAGAACUACUAAAACAGAAAUUGGGAGGAAAUCCCCAUGUGAAAGAGAUUCGUGGCGUCGGGCUAAUUAUAGGAAUUGAUUUAGACGUGCCCGCGUCACCGCUGGUAGAUGCUUGCCGAAACGCUGGCCUUUUAAUAUUGACAGCUGGAAAAGGUAAUGUUGUUAGGCUUGUUCCACCAUUGAUUAUAACAGAACAGGAGAUUGAGCAAGCAACUGAUAUUCUCUCCCAAACUAUCCAUAUUUUGGAUGCCAAUAAUUCAAAGUAAGAGAAAGAGGCUUUAUUUUCUUGCUGGAAGUUAUCAUGAAGAUGUUGUGUUGUUUUUGUAUAUUGUAUAAUAAAUAAGUGGCAGAUGAGACGAUUUUGCAUUGAUGCUUUCAUUGUAUGUCAGAAGGGUGUGUAGCUAUUUUGCCAUUUGAAUAAUGAACUGGUUUUUUAUUUAUCA